Molecule: messenger RNA, 620 nt
Organism: Alternaria alternata
Lineage: Eukaryota; Fungi; Ascomycota; Dothideomycetes; Pleosporales; Pleosporaceae
Exons: 1
Coding region: 140-529 (129 amino acids)
Source: RefSeq, a predicted model, not a curated record
UCUUUAACAUCUGCUUUUUGCCAGCGACUCGACUCAUCUUACUGCACGGACAGAUUUACGCGUUGGGACCUGGCGUCAUCUCUGGUAAGUCCAUCUACGCGCCUGUGGGGCGUGCACUGUUACGCUCUGCCAGCCUCGAAUGCGAUUUUGGCGCGUGGGACGUGGAAGCCAAGCUAGCCUGCCCUCGCUCAAAACACACAACAUACCCUUCCUACUUCCCACAACACACCUUGGUGCCCACCUUUCCUUCGCCCAUCCCCCCAUCCACCACUUCCUGUGUACAAUUGUAGCUGGACCUCUACCCCGUCCACUCAAUUACCACGCAUCUCGCGCUCCAAGGGUUCGUCUCCAUCUCGCCCGUCACGUCACCGUCGCUGCCGCAUCCCAGAGAGCGUGGCAGAGCAGCCAGCAUUCGCGAGCAUCGACCGUGGUUUUGCCUGUCGGACUGCACAUGCACACUGCGGCUCUUGAUGCUCCCGUGUUGUCAGCCUGCACACGCGCUUUUUCAAGCUUCAUCGAGCUCUGCUGACACCUCAAAACAGUGUAUCAAAACAAGUCCUACAUACGCCAUUACACACUUCAGAUAUACUCGAGCACCUGGAUACCUCUCUAGCCUUGAU